Messenger RNA from Drosophila eugracilis, 1103 nucleotides. RefSeq names its product pyridoxine/pyridoxamine 5'-phosphate oxidase. The record is from RefSeq and is a predicted model, not a curated record. The transcript is spliced from 2 exons. Bases 168 to 941 code for a protein of 257 amino acids. Lineage: Eukaryota; Metazoa; Arthropoda; Insecta; Diptera; Drosophilidae. Gene Ontology annotation, molecular function: FMN binding; pyridoxamine phosphate oxidase activity. Gene Ontology annotation, biological process: pyridoxine biosynthetic process; pyridoxal 5'-phosphate biosynthetic process.
ACUUCAGCACUUUCUAUUUGAAGAUUCGGUAAGGUUAGACUAAAUUCAGCGAUUAGAUGUUGCGAAGGUCUUUGAUCGGUACGUGACACAAGUAGCUAAAGUCAUUUUAGUCAAUCAAUAUUUUUGAAUAACAAAAUAAAUUACUAGUUACCUUAUUUCAAAUUACUAUGUCGUCGGUUUUGGUACAAAAACUUUGGUUCUCGUUUUGGUCGCCAGGAUCAAUGAGUCGCCUAAGACAGCAAGUGUGUCAUGUUUCGCAACAGGCUAACACCAUAGUCAGCGAAGAGCAUCGGGUCUACGAAGAGCCGUAUGUAAUUUUCCAGAACUGGCUGAUGGCGGCCCAAAAAGAGGCCCCUCAGGUCCGACCACGACUCGCCUGCAUGGCAACAGUCGACAAGGCCGGUGAGCCUGUUACGCGUUUAACCAGCAUCGAGGAGGUCAGCGCCAACGGGAUCACAUUUUUCACGACUCUGGGCAGUAGACAGGCGGGUGAGAUCAGCACCAACCCGCACGUUUCGCUGCACUUUAAUUGGGCCCCGCUCAUGCGUAGUGUCCGGAUAGCAGGAUCAGCCCAACAGCUGACAGAGGAGCAAGCCUUGGACCAGUUUCGGCGAUUUCCACGGCAGGUCCAGAUGUGCAUAACCCAUGGUCCACGUUAUGCUGCGGCUGAUUGGCAAUCUCGCUCAGGAUUUUUUGCCCGGAUUGUUCACCGCUUAAACUCCUGGCUUGGCAAGCAUCCGGAGGAGAUCGAAAUGCCAAAAAACUGGGGAGGGUACAUUCUGACUCCCACCCUAUUCGAAUUCGGGAUGCUCAGCGGAGAGAAAGCCGGCCGGACUCGGGUGAGAUUCCGGCGUUGCCUUGAAAUGCCAAGGGGAGCAAGAGUUGGCACCGUCCAAGCUGAGAGGCAAGAUUGGGUCUAUGAUUCGUGUGAGGAAAAUUGACAUUAAGUUUCCUUAAGAUCCUAUACGCAUUAAACUCCCUCUGGAUAUUAUAAAGUUGUAGUCACAUACUUAUUCUCCUCCUGGUCACAUCCGUAAAAGUGUAGCUAAAUUUAUAGUCAAAUCAGUAUAAUUGUGGAAGUAAAUAUAUGUAUUGUGGUGAAA